Mya arenaria is the source of this 5261-nucleotide messenger RNA. Its product is annotated as nonsense-mediated mRNA decay factor SMG7-like. Gene Ontology annotation, biological process: nuclear-transcribed mRNA catabolic process, nonsense-mediated decay. The record is from RefSeq and is a predicted model, not a curated record. Bases 102 to 3518 code for a protein of 1138 amino acids. Gene Ontology annotation, cellular component: telomerase holoenzyme complex. NCBI's taxonomy places the organism in Eukaryota, Metazoa, Mollusca, Bivalvia, Myida, Myidae. The transcript has 27 exons. Gene Ontology annotation, molecular function: telomerase RNA binding; telomeric repeat DNA binding; protein binding.
UAAGGGAUCAGUCAUAAAAGGAAAUCGGAAUGGAAACAAAAUGGCGAUCACUUGACAGUUCCAGACCUGGGCCAAAUUUUUAGCCGAAAGAACUCGAAACAAUGAGUUCAGUGGCCCAGAUGUUAAGACAAGCAGAGGCUCUGAAAUCAAGUGUGUCUGACUCCAGCAAGACAAUAUCAGAAACGUGGUCAAGCAGGCAGAGACUUGAAGACAUCUACAAGAAAGUGCUGCUGUCAGAUCUGGAGUAUGCUCUGGACAAGAAAGUAGAGCAGGAACUAUGGAACUAUGCAUUCAAGAAUCAGAUCAACAGUCUUCAGUCUCAGGCAAAGGACAAGCAGAAUGUGAAGAGAGCGGAGGUUCAAGCCACACUGAACCUGUUUCUGGAAACUGCCAGUGGCUUCUACCUUCAGUUUCUGCAGUUGCUGUGCACAACAUUCAAGCUUGAUCUACCGUUCCGGCGCAAGUCUGCAUGCUAUGGGGUGUUAAAAGAGAGAACUUCCAGCAAGCUUAAGGUAACUCCCCCGAAGAAGAGCUCCUGCCUGUAUGUGUGUCAACACUGUCUCGUCCAUCUCGGAGAUAUUGCGCGUUACCGUCAGCAGAUUGACCAAGCCCAGACCUACUACUGGCAUGCUGCUUAUCUUGUGCCAUUCAAUGGUCAGCCCUACAACCAGUUGGCAAUCUUGGAAGCGUCCAAGGGGAACAAGCUGUCCACUGUCUUUUACUACAUCCGUAGUCUGGCCGUCAAAGUGCCCUUCUCUGUGGCAGCUACAAACCUCGAGAAACUGUAUGCUAAACUCACAAAGGACAUCCCUGACUUCAAAGGGAGACUAUCAGCUAGUGAGAUGAUCACAGGAUUUCUACAGUUCCAUGCCCUGGUCCACCUAUGUACUGACUUAGUGAAAGCGCGAGAGAUUUCAGACAAGCUGGCUGGUGGUCUUCCCUCCCACGUAACAUCUCAGAGUUUCCCCUGGCAGGUGCUGGUACAAAUUGUAGCAAUCAACAUAUUUGCGAUGAACCACGUUCAGCACAUAGCAGAUGGUGAAGGGUCGUCCGGAAUGACCAACGGGGAAAGCGAGCUAACCGAUGAUGAGGAAACUUGCUUUAAUCUCGUUUUUGCUCUUACUGUGCGGAUGUUGGAUAUCCUCCUCCAGUACACGCCUAAGCAAGAAGCCAAGGUCUGCGAGUAUUUUACUCUUCCUGCAGUCAAGCUGCUUCUGGAUUGGUUAAGACUUAACCCGCACAAUUUUCAGAGACCUGUCCUCAAGAACUCACCCCUGUGGGGAAACCUGUGCACUGUUUUGAACUGCAUCCAGGGUCAACAAGCCAAAUGGGAAACUGACUUAACUAAAUUUGAGGACCUACCCCUUCCAGAAGACAGCGAGUUGAGGUGUUUUCAGCCAAUAGAAAAGGCCCAUAGUGGGUACUCGUAUAGCAGGCUACCAGCAGAUGGGCUAGGGUUUGAAAUUGAGACACAGUUGAGGUGUCACAGACUGAUGGAACAUGGGCGAUGGAUUAUGGAGGAACAGACAGGGGUCUCAUUGUUCAUUCAGACUGAAAAAGGUGUUAUAAAGUUCACUUCCCCAAACACACCCGUCACCGUUGCUAAAGUAGCCAAGAGUGUGACCUUGUCAUUGCCUAGCAACCACACUUCGGAAGUCAGAGGUAUCCUAGUAACAACUGCAAGUCCUGAGAGAAAGUCGAACAGGCAGAAUGUGGCAAUACAGGCAAUCAUGCAAAAACAAGCCCAACAAGACAAGGGGAGCGGUGGGAGCAAAGUGCGCAGCGUUCGUGACGAGCCCAACUCACCCCAGUACCUUCUUGGUGUACCCACAUCAGAACCCGUGUUUUUCAAGUCUCCAGGGGGUCGGGGAGGGAUGCCCAACCAGGGUUCACCCCAGAAUCCAACAGCAUCUGUAGUAGGGGCAAUAGGAAAGAUACCUGUUACUGGAGCCCAUACUGGCGGUGUUCUGGUAUUAAAGAAUAAUGAUCAUCUGGCUCCCAGUCCUAAACCUUCCCCACAACAGAGCAGCAAAGGUUGGAACCAGCAGAGACAGGGGUCAAUGUCAUGGCAGCAAGGGAAAACAACCAAUGAGAAAGCUGGAUGGUCAAAUAGUCAGGGUCAAAGUUCACAAGGUCAGGAGGCACUAUGGCAACCAGGUCAAGCGGCCCCUCAGCGACCCCAGACUUCACCAGGGGUUGGGCAGGCCCAAUGGCAGUUUCCAGGCCAACCAAACUUUAGCAGACAAGAGUUCAGGCCAAGGAUGCCAAUGUCUGGCAUAAUGGGUCCUUCAACCAAUCAGCAAGCCUCAAUGUUUGCCGGCAACUCCAUACGUGCCCCAUACAACACUCCAAAUACCCAGCCCCAGGAGAACUCAGAAAAUCAACCUCACCCUGGCUCCACUCAAGCACCACACCAACCCUUCAAUCAGGGCUCCAUGACUUUAGGUAACCUUAUGAUGAAUCGUCCGCCCGGCACUCGAAUGAACAACAUGGGUAGCCCUCAACAGUCACCUGAUUCAUUAUUUCCUCCAAGUCGACCUAUUGGUCCAAGAGAAGGGUUAAGAAUGCCCGGCCAAGGCGCAGGAUUAUACGGACCUGGCUUCCCGUCGAUGUUUAAUCAUCCACCACCUCCUAAUCGGUUCCCAAUGCCAAAUUAUGGCAACCCAGAAAAUCAAGGCACUGGUAGCCAGCCCGGCAGCACUCAACAGGUUCCACAGGGACCAAGAGGAUUUGGUGGGCCUGGUUUCCAUGGAAACAGUUUUGCACCAGGGAAUGAUAGGCCGCUGAGUGGGAGAGAUGGACAGCCGCAGACCCCUCCACAGGUUAACUUUCAACAAAAUCCCUACAUGGGUCCAUUUUCCGGGUUCAUGGGUAUGCCAGGGAACCAGCUCAAGUCACCCCUUGAGAGCUUGUUUGGGAAGCCCCGAUUCCCGACAGAUGAUUUACCGCCCAAUAUGGCUGACAUAGUGGGCUCGCUCAGCAAGAUGACCGUUCAGCCUCCACGUGACAGUCCCAUGCCUCCGGCCAGGUCAGCAACAGUUAGUUUCCAAGGAUACCAUGAGGGGACUCAAAAGCCAGAAAACUAUUACCAGUCUAACAGAAGUCAAGCUGAUGUUCAUGGAAAUGAUUCCCAAGGCAACAUGAAUCAUCAACAACAGCAGCAACAACAGCAACAAGGCACAUACUCUCUGUUCAGCGGCUCACCUUGGUUGUCGUCUGGUGACUCAAAAAGUAUUGGUUCCUCCCCAUUUUCCUCAGAGUCGAGCAGCAUCCGAAACUCACCAGACCCCAACUCUGACAAUUUCAAUUCUGACAUCAAGUCGAACCAGGUCCUGGACAUGGGUCUGAGGUUUGGUACCCUGGAUGAGAGAGGGAAAGCCCCAGGGGAGCAGUCAACAGGUUCUGCUGGACCGUUCUUUCAGAAUAAUGUUCAGUCGAUUUGGUCAAACCAGGCCCAGUCUCCAUUGGAACGCCUGCUUGAAUUGCAAAAGCAGCAGCGACACACUGACCCGCAUUGAGAGCUGACCUUUUGACCUUUGGCUCAAGUCUUCUGCAGUUACUACGGAAACUAUGGUGUUUCUAUGGCAACCACAUAUAUAAACAUAUAUGUGGGUAUCAUCAUCUGUUUAUGUAGGUUUAUAUAAGCAGUGGGAAAGGGAAUGAACUCUGUUCAUGAUUAUAAUAAAAAGAAAAAGGAAAGGGAUAUAGAAGGAUAAAUUACACUAUUAAAUGAACGGAGUGAGCUUAAUGACUUAAAUUAAGUUAAAAACUCAUUUUAUAGUGCAGACAAAUAUGUGCUUUAAAACAAAAUUAUAGUGCAAAUAAGUGUACGUUAACAUCUCGGAACUUCGCCAGCAGUGAAAACAACAUGAAUACUUACAAAGAGAAUAUGUGUAAUUCUGGGAAGAUCUAGGCUGGUAGUGGGAAUAUAGAGCCUGUGAUAGGAUUACCUGGAAGGAUUGUUGACUUGAAUGUUUUUAAUCCUGUAAAACUUACUGUUACAUAGUUAUGUAUAGAUACUUUUAUCACUUGUAAUCAUCAUUACCACAUACAGUGCAGUGGCAUAUUUGUUAAGAAUCAUAUAUGAUUUUACACAUCAUACAUUUCUUUAUUUUUGUUUGUUUUCAGAAUGAUACUAAUUUCUUAAAAAAUAAGUGAUUGUCAAUCAGAAGUUCAUAUUGUGAUCGAAAUUAUUUUUUGUUAAACAUGCUGUUUAUUCAUUUUUGUCAUCAGUUUAAUAAAGCUUUUGUUUAAACAUGUUAUGUUCAAAUAGCAAAAUAUGCAUUGCACAUUGAGACCUGUUAACUUUAGUUGGUGUUUUUUGUUAGUGUCUUUUGGUUCAUUGUGUUACUUAAACUUGUGUUAAUAUGGAAGAGCUAAUAUGGAAAAUACCGUAUAUAUUUAACCACCUUUAUCACAGCUCAUACGGAAAAUAUCUGUAUUUGAUUGUGUUUACCAAAUCUUCAAUGGUUUUCAUCAUAACUCUUUUGGAAAAAGUUACUUUUAUUGAUCAUAUGGUUAUAUAUAAUCAGAUUCCACUGUAAAAUGACUUUAUGUUAUAAUAGUUUGUUACUGUUUAAAAAAUGAUUGAAAAGAAAGAAUCUUUUUUUUUUUGAUUAUUGGUUUUAUGACUAAAGGUAUUAGAUAUUUUUGAUUUUUUGUGGAAGCUCUGUGCCACUACUUUGAAAUAAAAAGGUUUCAACAGUUCAGGUAUUUGAAACAGGAUGUUUUUCAAGUUUUUAAAACAUUAUAUUUAAAUAGUCCUAUAAGAUAAAACUGGCAGCAUUAUAUAACUAAUAUCACAAUGUGAUAAUUGGCUUUUGUCCAAUUCUCAGAAAGAUAUUUAUUAACAAAUUUGUAAUAAUUCUAUCAAGAUAUUUUCAAUCUAAUGUAAUUAAUAAUUUUCAAAACAAUGUUUUUAUGUUUGGUCUUUUAAAAAAAAAAGACGAAAUAUUAGCUAAAAUUGUAAUAAAACAGACAUGCAAUUAAGAUAGAAACAAGAUAGUUGAAGAAAUAUUUGACUUUAUUGAAAGGAAAAAGAAAUAUCAAUGACAAUUUGAAAUAUCUUCAAAAGAAGAGAAUUUAUAAAUGCAGAGAUUUUUUCAAAACAAGGUUAAAAUUUUGUGAAAUAUAAAUUGAAACAAUUAUGCCUUUAUUACUGAUGUGUUUCAUAUUUUGUUGGAAACUUUCCAAUUUAUAUAAAUUUAGAUGGUGUUAUAUUUGCAAUUUAUUUCUCAGAAUAAAAUAGUCUAAUAUCUUUA